UUUCUGCAGGCGAUUCCUGGAAACAAGACGCAGCAUUUCGCACUUUGCCGUUUCCUGUCUCGCUCGACUUUCAUUUUGUUCUCCUCUUUUCUUUCUGACGACGCUUUCCCCGCGAUCUGUGAGCGACAAGAGCUGAUCGACCGGCCUCGCCGCAAAACUCCACACGAUCAAUCCCGUCUCUUUUCAUCUCGACAUCUUCACUUUUUUGCGAUGCGCCGACGCUGCCACUACUAUUCCCACCAGGUACAAUAGCGACUUUUGUAAACAGCUGCAAGGCUACGACACCCAGGCCAACUGCUGCCGCUGCACGUCAUUCUGCUCUGCAUUGCGCUGGAUGGCACACCCCGCCACGACCGACAUCAUCUGUACACUCGUUACCACAACACAGCAGCAUUACCGACUGCCCCUAGCAAUCAUCUCCACUGGAGUCGCUUCAUCAGGCAUCCGAUCUACAACCCACUGCGCAUCCUGACGACAACCUCACCUCCCCCUCACGAUGGACACCAGCUAUCUGGCCCAGCAGGUCAAUACAAUAAUUGGCCAGCUGCAUGGCCUGUUUGACGAGAUUGGUGUCUCCAACCAUGAGCGCGAGUCGCGAGAGGCAGAGCUCUUCUCUGCGCUCUCCGAGGCACUCAACAAUCAAGUGCGACUUGUCACAUCUGAAAAGAAGGGGAUGAUUGAGCAAGCGCAAAAAAUGAUGACCACCAUCCGGCAAAUGGAGGCCUCCCUAGACGACAGCACAUCGCGCCGCUAUGAGGACGAGGACAUGAAAAUCACUUAUCCACUCACAAGGUGUCUCAAAGUUCUCGAAAAAAAGCAAAAUCAAGUCAGUCGGCUGCAUAGAGAGCGAUUCGAGCAGGUCAAGACACUUGUUCAAGCGCUCGAGUCUUACUCGUCACAUCUUGAACCAUCAUUUGUCAAGAUCGAGCUGCCGCCCACCGCGCCAGAUCAAUCAAUUCCUCCAACGUUUGACUUAUCACCCAAGUAUGUGGACAAGUUGGAUGCUGAGUUUACUCGUGUGUAUGAGGAGUACAUGCACCGCGUGGAUACUGUCAAGGGCUUGGGUGAGAAUAUCAUCCAGCUUUGGGCUGAACUGGGAACCCCCCAAGCCCAAACAGAUAAUGCGAUAGUGAAGUAUUAUCGCGAUGCCCCCGAGCAGCUUGGUCUUCACCAGGAGGAUCUUGCUCGUCUGAAGGCCAAGAGGGACAAGCUUUUGAAAGAGAAGGAGAACCGCGAAAGACGUCUUAGAGACCUCAAAGAUACUGUUGAGGGUCUUUGGGAGAGGCUCGAGGUUGAUGAGGCGGACCGUAAAGCGUUCCUCAAUAGCAACCGCGGCUGCGGAAUCCGGCAGAUUAACGAGUUCGAGGAGGAACUUGCGCGCCUCAAUGAGCUGAAGAGGCAAAACCUUCACAUCUUUGUCGAGGAUGCUCGUCUGAAGCUUCAGGAACUUUGGGACACCCUGUAUCUUUCUGAGGAGGAGAUGCUCGAGUUCACGCCAGCCUUCUCCGAUGUCUACAGUGAUGCUCUUCUUGAGGCCCACGAACGCGAAAUCGUUCGGCUCGAGGUCCUCAAAGAGCAACGAGCUCCUACUCUGGCUCUCGUUGACAAGCACAAGUCCCUCAUUCAAGAAAGAGACGAGCUUGCCGCUUCAGCCCAGGAUUCUUCCAGACUAAUGAUGCGCGGACAGAAAGGCGAGAGACGCGACCCAGGCAAGCUACUGCGCGAAGAGAAGAUGAGAAAGCGCAUCGCCAAGGACCUCCCCAAGGUCAUCGCCGAGCUCCGCAAAGGCCUUGAGAAGUGGGAAGACGACUACGGCCGACCAUUCCUUGUACACGGAGAGCGCUACCUGGAUGUCAUCGAACUCGAAGAUCCCCCCAAACCGAUCCCCGGCCCCAGGUCGAAGACACCAGCCAACGCCUCGGCAGCGCCCACCGCUGUGACCCCGGGCACCUCCAGGUCAAACAGCACCCUCUCCCGCGCCAAAAGCGUAGGCAGCCUGAACAAACUGAACCCGCAGCGGAACGGAAACAAAACCCCCACCACGGCGAGCACCACCACCACCACCAAACCAACUCUGGCCAGGGCGGCAACAGUCACAGCUAAUACAGUCAUCAGCAAGGGCAGUCCGAUCCGCGGAAGCACGGUUAGCCACCCCCGACCGCCGCUCUCAAACCUUAGGAACGGAAACAACUCCCCGGAGCGACCUCGAGCAUCGGAUUCGGUUAGUAGUGCGACUGGAAGUCUGAGGCUUGUCAUGAGAGCGCCACCGCCGAAAAUGAGGGAUUUGAUGCCGGCUCCCGAGCUGAAAAUGGAAGCACCGACGACGAUGCCAUCUUUCAGGAGUUCGAUGAAGCUGGGGUCGAGUGUCAGCAUUGUGAGGCAGGUCCAGCCCGAGGAUGUUUAUGACGAGAGGGACAGGUAUUCUUCCCAGAACAGCAGCGAUAGCAGGCCGAGCAGCAGGGAAUACACCACCACUUCGAGACAGACGAAUCACACGGACGACAGCAGCAGGCCGCCGACGAGGGAGUAUAACCCGCCAUCGAGGCAGAACUCGACGAGGGAGAGAGAGUAUGAUUCGUCGUCGUCGUCAACGAGGCAGAGCUAUGAGCCGCCAUCGAGGAGUCCGCUGCAGUAUUCACAGUCGGCAGCAGCACAGCAGAGGCAGGUGUCGGACACGUCGACUAUUGUUAGCGGGGUGUCGGGGUCGGAGAACUGGGAGACGUAUGAUGAUACGAGCGAGCCGGAGGUGGAUGUGUCCGAGGCGUAUUAUGCCAAGGUUAGGGCGGCGCAGCAGGCGGUGGGGUUUGGGACUAUUAGGGGGGUGCAGAAGUUGAGGAGUGGUGGGGGGAUUCCGCCGCCGUCGUCGCAGCAACGUGCCGGGAAUGUUGUUGUGGAUGAGGAUGGAAAUAGGAUUUUGAGUGGGGGGAGUGAGUGGACUGAUGAAGAUGCUUUUUGAGUGAGCGAGAGGGCUGGAUUUGGGCAAAAGGGAAGGUUUGGGUUUCAUUUCGAGGGGUACUUGUUUUAUGAACUGCUUUUUACUGUCGGAUGGGUUUGGUUCCUGUCUGAUGGGUUUCUUCCGUUUUUGCUUCUUUGGCUUUUUCAGCUAGGUGCGGGUCAAAACUUUGUAUCAGAAAAGGGGUUCAUGUAUAUUGUUAUAUGUAUUCUUUGAUGGUUUGGGUCCAGCAAUGGGAAAGAACACGAGGUGGGAUUGAUGGCUGGGAGUAAGGGAAUGGGAACACCGAAUAUGUUGGAUGGGAGUUCGGUGGUAAGAUGGAUGGAUACCUAUUUGUAAAUGGCUGGCGUUUGUAUAAGGGGGAGUUAUUAUCGUUUCGAUAUGCCCUGAAUACUAGAGGCUGAUCGUCAUAUAUCUUUAUCCUUUGGUGCAUUAAGUUUGGCAUUCUUAACUGUGCAAUAUAUAUAUGUCUAUAUCAGUCAGA
This is a messenger RNA of Podospora bellae-mahoneyi, 3437 nucleotides long. RefSeq names its product Microtubule bundling protein (gene ASE1). Lineage: Eukaryota; Fungi; Ascomycota; Sordariomycetes; Sordariales; Podosporaceae. The transcript has 3 exons. Gene Ontology annotation, cellular component: spindle; mitotic spindle midzone; cytoplasm. Gene Ontology annotation, molecular function: microtubule binding. The coding region runs from base 497 to 2956 and encodes 819 amino acids. The record is from RefSeq and is a predicted model, not a curated record. Gene Ontology annotation, biological process: mitotic spindle midzone assembly; microtubule cytoskeleton organization.